Molecule: messenger RNA, 811 nt
Organism: Durusdinium trenchii
Lineage: Eukaryota; Dinophyceae; Suessiales; Symbiodiniaceae
Source: the annotation of a GenBank genome assembly
GAAGAUGGUCGUCUCCUUCCGGUUCCGCCGAAACCGGCGGGUUCUUUUUUCCCGCGGGCCCGCGGAAUGAGGCUCCGGCUCGGCGCAAGAGCAGCGCGGGAAGUGGAGCCACCAUGGAUGCAAAGGAACUCCAACGGGAGCAGCUGGCCAAAGCGCGAAGGACCAUCCGCGAACACCGAGCCAGGCAAACGCAGUUUCCAGCCAAGCGCUUGUCAGUGGCGUCCGCUUGCACAACGCGGUCUCAGAAAUACCAGUAUCUCGCGGAGCCCUUUGUCGAAUCGAGCCUCUUCGAGUUUGGGACGGGCGUCGUCAUCGUGUAUAGCACGCUGACGAUGAUGCUGGAGGUGGAUCAAGUGGAGGUUCCAUUCUUGAUCAACUUUUCUGAAAGCUUCCUGACCUCAUUCUUCCUCUCAGAGUGGUUGGUUCGAUUGUCCGUGCAUGGGCCGUCCUGGCUGCGUUCCAUCGAGAACUUGCUCGACACGUUCAUUGCGUGGAUCCCUGGAGUCUUGACCGUGUGGUUCUUGCAGCCCUUGGUCGCGGAGUCCACCGGCUUUCUGAAGACGAUGCGCAUCGUCCGAAUGCUGCGGCUGCUUCGGUUAGCCAGCGCCUCUAAGGAACUUGCCAAUGAUGCAAGACCUCUGGAUGCUGGUUCGUGGGCUUUUAAAAAGUGGAAGUACCUUGGUUUCAGCCUUGGUCCUCAUUAUCUUCACUUUGUAUGUCUUCGGCAUUGCCGCCGUCGAUCUGAUCGGAAAGGCCGACUACACUGGUGCUGCCGAGGAUGUGCAGGUGGCGCAGCAACGCUUCUUCGGUC